This is a messenger RNA of Salvia splendens (bonfire salvia), 2082 nucleotides long. Its product is annotated as protein FAR1-RELATED SEQUENCE 5-like. The record is from RefSeq and is a predicted model, not a curated record. Gene Ontology annotation, molecular function: zinc ion binding. Bases 1 to 2082 code for a protein of 693 amino acids. NCBI's taxonomy places the organism in Eukaryota, Viridiplantae, Streptophyta, Magnoliopsida, Lamiales, Lamiaceae. The transcript is spliced from 4 exons.
AUGGACUAUAUUGUCUGUAUAAUGCUUAAUAUCUUAUUUGCAAUGUUGGUUGUUGUACCUGAAUGUUCUCCCGAGCUGAAGCCUGUUCUAGGUCAGAAAUUCCAAUCCUUGGAAUUCGCUUUCACUUUUUACGAUGUAUAUGCCCGCACAGUUGGCUUUGAAACGCGCAAACAAGCUAUGAGGAAGGUUGAUGAUGCCACGACCUGGUAUCAAGUUGUAUGCAAUAGGGAAGGAAGGAAGAAGGGUGAUGAAGAUGACCAGUUGAAUGUCCGUUCUGGUUUCACUAUCAAGCGUAGGAAGUUAUCUAAGCGGUGUGGUUGUACGACUAGUAUAUCGUUCAGGUGUUUCUCGGAAGAUUGCUUGUCAGGUUGCAUAAUUCAGGAGUUCAACGAGAUUUAUAACCAUCACAUGGUUGAGACGGAACAUCAGCAAUUCAUGUCAAGUAAUCGCAAGUUGGAUGAUGUACAUCAUAAAUUCAUCCUCGACUGUUCCAGGGCUAAUAUAGGCCCCACGCUUACAUUUAAGGUACUGAAGGAAAUUCUUGGUGGGUUUGACCUAGUUGGUUGCACUGUUGGGGAUAUCAGGAAUGCCUCACGGGACAUCAAAGCAUAUGCACAAGGAUUUAAUGUACAAAUGGUGUUGGAUGAUAUGGCUAAGAAGAUAGAGAUGUCUGAGGUGUUCACCUAUCACUAUGAAGUUAACGAAUCUGACCAGUUGGUACUGCAUGAUCUCACUCCUUUCACUGGAAAGGAUAAUCAUGGUAGUCCUGUGACAUUUGCGGCCGGGUUGGUGUGCAGCGAGAAAACAGGGGCAUUUGCUUGGUUGUUCAGACAUUUUGUAGAUUGUAUGGGUGUAGCACCCAGGAUGAUUGUGACCGAUCAAGAUUUGGGUAUGAGAUCAGCGAUUGAAGAGGUCCUAGUCGGCACACGUCACCGUUGGUGUAUGUGGCAUAUAAUGCAUAAGUUGGCUGUCAAGGUACCAAACAGAUUGUUGCGGGACGAUGAUUUCAAAAAGGAAUUUAACGUUUGUGUCUGGUCAGACCUAGUAGAGCCGGACGAAUUCGAGGAGGAGUGGAAUAGAUUGGUCGAACAUCAUAAGCUAGAGAACAUCGACUGGUUCAACACAUUAGAAAGUUUCUACAAAAAUUUUCUGAAGCCCCGAGCUAACAUAGCUAAAUUCUACUUGAAUUUCAAUCACGCCAUAGAAUUCCAGCGGAACAGUAGAACAGCUUUGGACUACCACGAUGCCACUGCCAUACCCAUACUAGCAACUACUCUGCUGUUCGAGAAACAUGCUUCCACGUUGUUUACCGACAGUAUGUUCAAGAAAAUACAAGAAGAAAUUGUGGAGGGUAAUGACAGAUGUCGUGUGCUGGGUUUUAUGUCCGGAGAAACGGUUGACACAUACAACCUUGGGGAUAGCAAGCGCAAUACAUAUGUUGUCCGUCAUGAGAAGUCUGAUGAUACUUACUCGUGCGAAUGCAAACUAUUUGGGAGGCAUGGUUAUUUGUGCAGCCAUAUAUUUUUCUUGUUUCGGAACAAUGAGGUGAAAAAAAUCCCGGAUAAAUACUGUGAAAGCCGAUGGAUGAAGACUCCCUUAGCCAAGGUUGUACAUGGGGAGUUUCAGGAUCCCCUGCUUACCAAUUCCUCCGUUGACGAUAGGCAAACUGUGUCUAAGCAGACGAUUUUGAUGUUUUAUGGGUUUCUUAGACGAUUUGAUACUGACAUCGAGGUGUUACGUGCAUUCGUAGGUGGCGUCGAAGAACUUGGUCACUCUCUUCAAACUGGUACUCCGUCAACCUCAGCCGCUGAGAAGAGGCGUAUGGUAGAGGAGUUUUAUGGAAUGGUAAGGCCUGAAUCUGUUGAGGUUCAUCCUUCGGAUGUCGUGAAGACGAAGGGUCACGCAAGCAGCUCGGCGAGCCGUCUGAUUUCAAAGAGAGAAAAGGCUAUAAAGGAUGCGACAAUGCCUCUUAGACGGUGUAAGGCGUGCGAUGAAUUGGGUCAUCACGACUCCAGAAACUGUCCCGUCCUUAAAGAGAUGAAUACGGAGACAGAUGCGCGGAAGGGGAAAAAUCCAGCUUGA